Pseudocercospora fijiensis CIRAD86 is the source of this 1937-nucleotide messenger RNA. RefSeq lists its product as uncharacterized. Gene Ontology annotation, biological process: secondary metabolic process. The record is from RefSeq and is a predicted model, not a curated record. The coding region runs from base 159 to 1808 and encodes 549 amino acids. The transcript is spliced from 4 exons. NCBI's taxonomy places the organism in Eukaryota, Fungi, Ascomycota, Dothideomycetes, Mycosphaerellales, Mycosphaerellaceae. Gene Ontology annotation, molecular function: CoA-ligase activity.
GUUUCGCUUCUGUGAGCUUCGUGAACUAUUUCACAUACAGAGCAAAGUCAUCUUUUCCCCCUACCUCUGUCUUCCUCUCGACCCACUCCCAAGCUCUCAGCUCACCAACGCUCAAGCGACACCAACAGCGACAGUAACAGGAACCAGCAACAGCCAUAAUGCCAUUCCUUGCGAAAGAGCACUUCCCUUUGUCGAACAAAGACAUAAAUUCCUGGACCUUUGACCACAUAAAGUACGACUGGGAUGAGCCCAUCUACAUCGAUGCCCUCAAUCCCAAGCACUCGAUUUCUGCUCGACAGGCACACAAGCUCGUCCGGCAAUUAGCGGCAGGCUUCAAAGCCAUUGGGGUACAAAAAGGUGACUGUGUAUCGAUACACAGCCUGAACCAUAUCUAUUAUCCUAUAUUCUUCCUAGGUGUGAUUGCGGCGGGUGGUGUCUAUGCAGGAACAAAUCCUGCUUACACCCAGCAUGAGCUUACCCACACGACCAAGAUCGCCAAAGUCAAGUUUAUUAUGACACAGCCAGAGCUCCUGUCAGGCAUAGCGAAAGCAGCAGCGGAUAAUGGGAUACCCAAGAAGAACAUUUUGAUGUUCAAUCCUUAUGGCGAGAAGGCACCCGAAGGGUACUUACAGUGGAUCGAUCUCCUGAAACAUGGAGAGACAGAUUGGGUCCGCUUCGACGACUACAACACCGCAUAUAUGACAGGUGCAGCGAGAUUAUAUUCCUCCGGAACCACGGGUUUGCCCAAAGCAGCAGAACUCUCGCAUCUGAACCUCACAGCUCAGCAUACGUUGGUAUUCGAGACGAACCCUCGAGAAUGGAAAGUCAGACGGCUACUCGCUUUGCCCAUGUUCCAUGCCGCGACUGCGCCGGGCGCUUUCUGCACACCUUUACGAAAUGGUGAUCGAGCCUACGUGAUGCCACGCUUCGAUCUUGAAAAAUGGUUCUGGGCACAUCAGGAAUAUCAGAUUACUGAUCUUGGGGCUGUGCCUCCAAUCGUUGUCAUGGCGAUCAAUAGUCCCUUGAACAAGAAGUACAGCCUCAAGUCGGCAAGGGUUGGGCAGUGUGGAGCAGCACCGCUAGACAAAGGGCCCCAGUCAAGGAUGCAGGCUAUGAUGGGCGAAGGGGCCCCUUUUACGCAAGUUUGGGGCAUGACCGAAACGUCCUGCAUAGCCACGAGACAUGCUUAUCCAGCUCACGACACGACUGGCAGCGUUGGCUGGCCUAUUCCAAACCUGGAUGUCAAACUCGUGGAUGACGAUGGAAAGGACAUUACUGAUUACGAUGUAAGAGGCGAGAUUUGUGUGCGAGGCCCCACGGUCAUUAAAGGCUACUUCGAGAAUCCUGAGGCGAACGCACGAGACUGGGACAAGGAUAAUUUCUUCCAUACGGGAGACAUUGCUUACAUCGAUGGCAAGAGCAAGCUAUACUACAUCGUCGACCGCAAAAAAGAACUCAUCAAAGUCCGAGGUUUCCAAGUGACACCACCCGAGCUGGAAGGUACCCUGCUCAUGCACCCCGAGAUCAUCGAUGCGGCAGUGAUUGGAGUGCCGGACCCGAAACGAGAAGGAGACGAAUUACCGCGCGGGUAUAUCGUGCGAAGAACGAAGGACGGCAAGCCCACAGUCAAAGAAGUGCAGGAUUACAUGCAGGAGAAGCUUACAUACUACAAGAAGCUCGAAGGCGGCAUCGUAUUCGUCGACAGCAUACCGAAGAACGCGUCUGGCAAGAUCCUGAAGCGGCUGCUGAGAGAACAGGCCAAGGAAGAAAUGGCCAAGGAGAAGAAACAGCAAGGCGCGAAGUUAUAGAUGAAGUGGAUGAGAAGCAUAGAUGGGUGUACAGCGUUCAAGCGCGCAAUGCUGCGGUUCGAAUUGCAAGGAGUCUUGGACGAGAUAGAAAGCAGAGUUCGAGGCAUAUCAAAGCAAGUCUAUGCCUUG